GCUCUGUGCUUGCGACUGUAUGGCAUCUAUACUUCCGCCCCAGGGCCGUAUGUAUGCAUUUUGAUAGCAGCGCACGCAUUAACCUGCAUGGCGACGCCUGAGGACGCUUCAGGUUACGCACCCCUGCCAUCCGGAGCUGAGAGCAGUGAUGCGCCAGGUGCAGGCUCGAACGAUGCGCCAGACGAGUCAGAGGAGAGCAAACAGCAGCGGCGCUACUACUGGACCAUGGCGUUGCUGAAUCUGCUGGAAACCGGCGCCGCUGCGGGCGUCUCAAAAUUCACGCCGCUCUUCUUGGCGGCUCGCGGCUUGGACGUCGCGCAGGUCGGCGUCGUGUUGGCAGUAGCGCAGGUCUGCCGAUUCCUCGGCGGGCUCGUCUUCGGCCGCGUCGCGGACAAGACGGGCCGCUUCCGUGGCGUCUUGCUCGGGACAAAUUUUGUAAGCGUCGCGUUGGCGCUCUCGACGACAAGUCUUCUCUCGCCUUGGCACGGCAUGCACGGUUGGAAGCGUGUCGUCGUGCUCGCGCUCCUGACGGAUGCUUAUGCGUUUUUUACGUCGCCCUCGGGCACGCUCAUAGAUGCGAUCGCCGUGGUCGCGCAGACACGCGGCGGCGCGAGCUACGGCUCCUUGCGCCUCUGGGCCGCGAUCGGCUGGGGCCUGGCCGCCGUCGGCAUGGGUGCAGGCGUCGACCGCUACGGGUUCUCUGCGGUGUUCAUCGCCUACGGUAUUGGUACAGGCCUCUCAUCAGCCCUAGUCGUCGCCUGCUUCGAGAAUCCGAAGCCCAGACGUCCUGACGCCGCCGCGGCGCCCGCGUCCCUCGCGAGCGUCUUCCUCGUCGCUCCGGUACCCCUCUACUUCCUCAACUUCUUCGUUCACGGCUGUCUCGCGGCUUUUGUGGAGUCUUAUCUGCUGCUUUUUGUGGCGACGGAGUGGCCCCUCACGCCGAACUGGUUUCUAGGAUUGCUCAUUUUGAUCGCGGCCGUGUUCGAGAUCCCUGUCUUUCUGUACGCAACUCGCGUCAUCGACCGGAUCGGCGUCAGACCUUGUCUGGUUGGUGCGCAAUUGCUCUUUGCGUUGCGCUGCACCGCUUAUGCAACACUCGCACGUUACGCGAAAUCUACGCAUGGCUACUUGUGGUUCGUGUUACUGGAGCCAUCUCACGCGCUUACUUUCGCGAUGAUGUGGAGCGCGGCCGUGGAGUACGCGAGGCGGGCCGCGCCGCCGGAGCGGCAAGGGACAGCGCAGGCACUCGUGCGGGGCGCCUACUACUAUCUUGGAGUUGGAACGGGCUCCGUUAUCGGCGGCCGAAUCAUCCGAGCGCGCGGCUACGAAUUCUUGUACGAGCUCGGCGCGGCCGCGAUGAUCGCGUGGGCGGCCGUCUGGGCGGUCCUCCUCGCUUUUGCAUCGCGGCGGCGGCGGCCCGCGGACUCUCUGCGGGACGGGCUUCUCGAGGACGCAGGUUUGAGCUAA
Molecule: messenger RNA, 1467 nt
Organism: Pelagomonas calceolata
Lineage: Eukaryota; Pelagophyceae; Pelagomonadales; Pelagomonadaceae
Source: the annotation of a GenBank genome assembly